This is a messenger RNA of Arabis nemorensis, 1140 nucleotides long. NCBI's taxonomy places the organism in Eukaryota, Viridiplantae, Streptophyta, Magnoliopsida, Brassicales, Brassicaceae. The record is from the annotation of a GenBank genome assembly.
AUGAAACAGUCGUGGUCAUUUGUAAUCUUGACCGUUAUUGUAUAUCUUCCAUUAAUCUCAGCCGUAGGAUGGGAGCUAAGCAUACCGACGGCGAGGAGGAGUAGUCUUCGGGGGCGGGAAGGAUCACCGUUCAAGAUUGCAAUCUUCGCAGACCUCCACUUCGGUGAAGACACGUGGACUGAUUGGGGUCCACGUCAGGAUCUAAACUCCGUUCACGUUAUGUCCACCGUUCUCGACGCUGAAACUCCAGAUUUUGUGGUGUAUUUGGGAGAUGUAGUAACGGCUAACAACAUACCAAUCCAAAACGCAAGCUUGUUUUGGGACAAAGCAAUCUCUCCUACAAGAGACAGAGGAAUCCCAUGGGCUACUCUCUUUGGUAACCACGACGACGCUUCUUUCGAAUGGCCUUUGGAUUGGUUCUCUUCUUCCGGUAUCCCUCCCAUUCGCUGCCUGGCUACAUCAAAUUCCUCCUCGGAUAAUGGUGAUGGAUGCGCUUUUAGAGGAACAACGCGAGUGGAAUUGAUUCAAGAAGAAAUAAAAGCAUCCAAUGCACUCUCGUACUCGGCGAUUGGUCCUAAGGAGCUAUGGCCAAGUGUAUCUAACUACGUCAUUCCUGUGGAAUCAUCGGAUGAUUCGAAACCACAACUGGCAUUGCUUUACUUUCUUGAUUCGGGUGGAGGUUCAUACCCUGAGGUUAUCUCAAAUGCUCAAGUGAAAUGGUUUGAAACCAUGUCUAGUACUCUUAAUCCUGAUUUAAGGAUUCCAGAGUUGAUCUUUUGGCACAUACCGAGUAAAGCAUACAAGAAAGUAGCUCCAAUGUUAUGGAUAACAAAACCUUGCGUCGGAUCAAUCAACAAAGAGAAAGUUGCUGCUCAAGAAGCUGAAAAUGGUAUGAUGAGAGUUCUUGAGAACAGAUCUUCAGUUAAGGCUGUGUUUGUAGGACACAACCAUGGACUAGACUGGUGUUGUCCAUACAAGGACAAGCUCUGGCUUUGCUUUGCAAGACAUACUGGUUAUGGUGGAUAUGGAAAUUGGCCAAGAGGAUCAAGAAUUCUGGAGAUUACUGAAAUGCCUUUUCGUAUUAAGUCAUGGAUUAGGAUGGAAGACGGAUCUGUCCACAGUGAAGUUAAUUUAACAUGA